This is a messenger RNA of Exophiala aquamarina CBS 119918, 1638 nucleotides long. RefSeq lists its product as uncharacterized. Gene Ontology annotation, molecular function: flavin adenine dinucleotide binding; oxidoreductase activity, acting on NAD(P)H; 2 iron, 2 sulfur cluster binding. The transcript has 3 exons. NCBI's taxonomy places the organism in Eukaryota, Fungi, Ascomycota, Eurotiomycetes, Chaetothyriales, Herpotrichiellaceae. Bases 1 to 1638 code for a protein of 545 amino acids. Gene Ontology annotation, cellular component: cytoplasm. The record is from RefSeq and is a predicted model, not a curated record.
AUGGCUCAAGCAUUCCGUUUGAAAUCGCCCAGCACUCUUGCCGAACUCAAGGAACUUGACAAGGUCGAAGCUGAAGUCGACGGCAUUGAGGGCGGCAAAGUACUCCUCGUCAAGGUUGACGGCAAGAUAUCCGCUGUUAAUGCCAACUGUACUCACUAUGGUGCGCCGCUAAAGAAUGGCGUCCUCACACCUGAAGGCCGUCUGACCUGUCCCUGGCAUGGAGCAUGCUUCAACGUCAAGUCUGGCGACGUCGAAGACUCCCCCGGCCCAGCUGCGUUGCACACCUUCGAUGUCGAGGAAAAGAAUGGCGCGGUCUAUGUCAAGGGGAUAGAGAAGGACAUCAAGGAUGGGAAACGACAAGUGAAGAUUACAACGAAACCCUCUUCGGAGGAUAAAGUUGUGAUUGUUGGAGGGGGAUCAGGGACAUUUGGUGCUCUAAUGAAACUGCGCGAACUCGGCUAUCCAGGCAAAGUCACCGUCAUUUCCAACGAAGGAUAUCCCAUAGAUCGGACCAAGCUCUCCAAAGCCCUCAUCACAGAUGCCUCCAAGAUCUACCUUCAGCCUGAACAGUGGUAUGCCGACGGCAGCAUCAGCUUCGAAUCAGACACUGCCACCUCAAUCGAUUUCUCUUCGAAGGAAGUCAAGACAAAACUUGGGAAGUCACAUCCCUAUACCAAACUUAUCCUGGCCAGUGGUGGCACGCCAAGACAACUGCCAUUGCCUGGUUUCAAAGAUCUCUCCAACAUCUUCCUCCUACGACAAGUUCAGGACACUCAACAAAUUGUCGAUGCUGUUGGUGACAAAGGCAAGAAAAUUGUUAUUGUUGGUUCCAGCUUUAUCGGAAUGGAGGUCGCCAACGCCCUUGCCAAGGACAACACUGUGUCCAUUGUAGGCAUGGAAGCAGCACCACUCGAGCGUGUGAUGGGCAAGGAGGUCGGCGAGAUCUUCCAGAAAUCACUUGAGAAGAAUGGGGCCAAGUUUUACAUGAAUGCCAGUGUAGACUCCGCGGUUCCAGCCUCCAAGGCUGCAAAUGUAGUCGGGCUCAGCUCAGUCGGUGCGGUCAAGCUGAAGGACGGCACAGAACUAGAAGCGGACCUUGUCAUACUCGGCAUUGGUGUCAGGCCUGCAACGGACUACCUGCAAGACAACUCUGCGAUCAAGCUGGAGAAGGAUGGAAGCGUGGCAGUGGAUGAGAACUUUGCCGUCAAGGGUCUUUCUGAUGUCUGGGCCAUUGGAGAUAUUGCCACCUACCCUUACCACGGUCCAGGUGGAGGUGGUUCGCCAGUUCGGAUAGAGCACUGGAACGUGGCGCAAAAUCAAGGCCGCACGGUGGGUGCAUUGAUCGCCAAACCCAACCUGAAGCCCAAGCCAUUCAUCCCCAUCUUCUGGUCUGCGCUUGGUACUCAGUUGCGGUAUUGCGGCAACACUGUUAAUGGCUACGACGAUCUCAUCCUCAAAGGCGAGCCCGAGAACAGCAAAUUCGUCGCUUACUAUACCAAGGGUGAGGAGGUUGUUGCGCUGGCUAGCAUGCAGUGGGAUCCUGUUAUGUCCAAGACCGCUGAGCUCAUGCGGAGAGGCAAGAUGUUGAGCAAGUCUGAUAUCCAAGCGAACAAAGACCCCUUGCAGGCAAACUUGUAA